AUGUCUCAAAAAAUCGCCCUGGUCGUCUGCAGCACCAGAGAGCCUCGACUGAACCCGUUCAUCGCUCGCUACGUCCUGGAAAUCAUCUCACGCCAGAGCUGCGAGGAAACUCUCGAAUUACUCGAUAUCAGCGAGCAAGGCCUCCCUCUAUACAACGAGCCCGCUAUUCCAUCGUUCCUUCCGGAGGCCGAUCCCACGCCCCAUUAUAUCCACCAACACACGCAAGCUUGGUCCGCCAAGGUUCGCCAGUAUAGCGCGUUCAUCUUUAUCACGCCUCAGUAUAACUGGAGCAUUCCAGCCAGUUUGAAGAAUGCAUUGGAUUAUUUGUACUAUGAAUGGAAAGGCAAGCCUGCUGCUAUUGUGACCUACGGGGGUAGAGGAGGUGGCAAGGCGGCUGAUCAUUUGAGUGGGAUUCUUCAAGGAUUGCAUAUGAAUGCAGUCUCAGCGACUCCUGGGCUUACUGUGAAGUCGUCGACUAUGGAGUCUUUGGAAGGAGAUCAGAUUGGUGCUGAAGAUAAGGGGAGGUGGAGGGCAAGUGGCGCUGAAGAGCAGAUCUCUUCUAUGUUUUCGGAGUUGUUAGAGAAGGUUCAUGGCAAUUAG
Molecule: messenger RNA, 600 nt
Organism: Penicillium nucicola
Lineage: Eukaryota; Fungi; Ascomycota; Eurotiomycetes; Eurotiales; Aspergillaceae
Product: flavin-dependent quinone reductase
Exons: 1
Coding region: 1-600 (199 amino acids)
Cellular component (GO): cytosol
Molecular function (GO): oxidoreductase activity; FMN binding
Source: RefSeq, a predicted model, not a curated record